This is a messenger RNA of Rubroshorea leprosula, 720 nucleotides long. The record is from the annotation of a GenBank genome assembly. NCBI's taxonomy places the organism in Eukaryota, Viridiplantae, Streptophyta, Magnoliopsida, Malvales, Dipterocarpaceae.
ACGCAUAUUCUAAAGCAGCAACAAUGGAAGCUCUGUGGAACUUAGAAGAUAAAUGGAAGCUAACAACCCAAGAAGCAGUUGGUCUCUUCGCCUGCACCGCAUUGGUCGUUAUCGGUCUUUGCACCGCAACAAUCUUGAAGAAGAAGAAGAAGAAGAAGAAUGACCGGAGGAAACAAAUGUUGGAGUUGGACCAUGAAUCAGUUGCAGGGUCCAUACAGAUAGACUGGAAUGAGCAAAAUUGUCAUUGGGUCCCAGUGAAGAAGGUGUUGAUGGGUUCAGUGAGGUGGUGUGGAGCAAACAAGUGGGGGGAGGGGGAGAGGCCGCCUCCUCUGCUUAGCUUCAGAAGGUAUGAGCCUGGUGUAGGAUGGCAAAGCCAUAACUCCGACUCCCCAGUGUGGCAGCGUCCAAUACUUAUGGGGGAAAAAUGUGAGCUCCCGAGUUUCAGCGGACUUAUCUUGUAUGACGAAAGAGGUCAGGUGCUUGAUCAUUCAGUCGAUGAAAGUUCUCACAAUGAAAUUACAUUACAGUUUUUUGCAGGGAAAAUCAACUGCUGUUGUGAAAACAAUGCUCAAGGAUCUGCUGUAAUCAUCAGUGAUGAAUUCUCCAGGCCAAAAGGAAAAUCAGAAUUUGCCUUUUUAGAGUAGAAUGCUGUCAAGGAACGCUAUCCACUAUGUUUAGUAUGACUUGGGAAUGUGAAAUUAACAAAUAUUAGAAAAUGCA